GAAAACAUCUCCGCCAAGCUGAAAGCCUUCAAUGGCGCAGUGGCCAUGCUGGGCAGGCAGACCAAGAGCCUGCAGGAGGAUAGGGAGGCACUGAACACCAGAGCCCAGGAGAUGGUGCAGAUAGAGAGCCAAGUGGUGAACAUGUCUGCUGAGGUGCAGGCGCAGGAUCCACACCAGGAUGAACAGGCUAGAGUAGAGGGUGGAUGGAAUGCUGCAAGGAUGGGGGUGAAGCUGAACAACAGCAGUAACAACCGCAGUGAUGCCAACUUCAUCCAGGUAGAGAACAAUCUGCCACUUCUUCAUAAUGUACUGUGGGUGUUUUCUAAAAUAUUAUCAAGGAGUAUUUAUUGUAUUACUUAUUGAAUAUGAUUAAUACAAUGAUGAAUAAAUUAAUAAAAUGAAAAUUAGAGGUCAAAAAUGUAAAGUCAACUGCUGACUCACAUUGUGAUGAUGGUCAGUAAAGUCAAGCCCUGUAUUCAAAUAAUGGGCAAGCUUCAAUAUACUGCAAUUAUGGUACAUCCAUUUCCCACAUUAUCAAUCUCAUCAGAAGUUAAGACAUUGUGAAUACAACAAAAAACAGAUCUCAUUUGUGUCACUUUUGUCCUCAGCGUAAACGGAUAGAUGACCUAGUGGAGAGAGUAAUGCAACAGCAGGACAAACUGGAGAAACAAAACAUGCACCUACAUGCACUCCAGGGCAAGGUAUGUACUGUACAACACCCCCUAUUGUGUGUGUGUGUGUGUGUACAUUAUCUGAUAGGUCAUGUUUGUCUAUUCCCUCAGUUUAAACAGAGGAGAGAGGAGUCGGUUGUCAGACGGGGACAUGAGGAAAAAGCACUGAAGGAUGACACUAAAGGAGUCGCUUCUCUAACUGGUAACUCAUACAUCCUAAUAGAAUAUGGACAUUGAAUUAGUCAAUUUUGUUGAAUUUCCAAUCUCCAAUUCACUUCCAUUCACACUACCUAUUCUUCAAAAACACACAACCUUUUGAUUUUGUUGGGCCUCGCAUGGUAGCACACAUGGACUUGUAGGACAGGAUGGACACACAUCUCGGUUUCAGAUAAUGGUCCACAAGAUAGAUAAUAUAAUUGUCUUGAAAGGGGUCAUUCACUUUGCACAUUUCAGCAAGAAUUGGCGAUCAGUACACAUUUACAAACAUUCCAAGUGUUUCUGUAUGUGCUACUGAUAUUCAGAUAUUACUUACAGUCCCAGAUUGUAUUGAAGAAAAAUACAUUUCCUUUUGCUCUGUGGCAUCCCUGCUGGUAGUACGACCUGUAAGUAGUCCAAAGAUCAAGGCUCUUAAGGACAAGGAGUUUUGCCUUUCCUGUGUACUCAUUGAUAAGCAGUUGCCCUAGAUCAGUAUACAAGUUGCCAGUGAAUACGUUUACUCAAUGUGAAUGGGUGAUUUGUUACUAGAUCUCAAAGCCCAGGGAGAUGAAUGACGUCUGUCUAAUUUGAUGAAUGGUUACUGAUGAACGUGUAUCAUUUUUGUUGUUUCAGAGUUGGCCACGGACUGCCAUGAGUUGUUCCUAAAAGGGGAGAGAGACAAUGGAAUGUACACACUCCAGCCUCGCAACUCUCAGCCCUUGGACGUCUUCUUUAAAGUGACUGCUGGUGAGUGAAAGAUAAACUAAUUUACAUUUUAGUCAUUUAGCAGAUGCUCUUUUCCAGAGUGACUUACAGUUAGUGAGUGCAUAUAUUUUUUUCAUAUUGGCCCCCCGUGGGAAACGAACCCACAACCUUGGUGUUGCAAGCGCCAUGCUCUACCAACUGAGCUACAGGGGACUAAUGUCCUUGUUCUUGGUUGCUCUAAACUUCUAAAUCGCCAUCGGUGGGAAUUUGCCCUGAUGGAUAUAGGCUUCUCCAAGAACAGUUGCUUUUCACAGGAUGGCUGUGGAACGAUUGGAACAUUCCUUGGCUAAUUCCCUGUCUGGAGAAAAUCCACACUCUGAGAAAACAGGAAGAGCACACUGAUGUUGGAGCGGUUCGAUUGGAGGGGAGAGGCUCAGUCUGUGCAGUACCCAUUCCGAUUGGGUGGAGAAGAGAGUAACCACGCCCUCUACCUGCCCAAGAGUUCAUCUGAUGGCCUGGACAGUGGCUUGACCACCGGGCCCUCCGGUCUGCCCUUCUCCACUACUGACAGAGAAAACAACCUGCACGCCGAUGUCAACUGUGCCAAGCAACUCUCAGGUACGUCAGUGUAUCAUUCACAUUUUCCUUGAACUUGUCCUCACUGAAGUUCUUGAAUCUUCUCAUCUAAAAGAAUGAACUCUAACAAGUGUCUUGUUUCCCCAUAGGUGGCUGGUGGUUCAGCAACUGCAGCCAAUCCAACCUGAAUGGCAAGUACCCUAGAAAAACCCACCUCCUUCAAAGGCUACAGCCAAGGAAGCCACUGAUCAUUUGGAAGAGCAAUCAUACCCUGAGGACCACUGUAUUGAAGAUUAUCCCAGCUACAGUCAAGUCAUAG
Molecule: messenger RNA, 2466 nt
Organism: Coregonus sp. 'balchen'
Lineage: Eukaryota; Metazoa; Chordata; Actinopteri; Salmoniformes; Salmonidae
Source: the annotation of a GenBank genome assembly